This is a messenger RNA of Apis florea (little honeybee), 1776 nucleotides long. It is a transcript of the gene Nse4, whose product is annotated as SMC5-SMC6 complex kleisin component Non-SMC element 1. The record is from RefSeq and is a predicted model, not a curated record. NCBI's taxonomy places the organism in Eukaryota, Metazoa, Arthropoda, Insecta, Hymenoptera, Apidae. Gene Ontology annotation, biological process: DNA repair. Gene Ontology annotation, cellular component: Smc5-Smc6 complex; nucleus.
UUAUUUUACUGUGAUGAAAGGUUAAUGUGAGUUAGUGCUAGGUGUACUGAUUAUGAUGAUAAAAAAAGCAAUUUUUCUAUUAUACCUAUUGCAUAAAAAUAAUGAAAAUAUUGUUUAAUUAAUUAUUAUUAUAUCAUAUAAAUAUUCAUAGAUAAAUUAUUUUUAAUUUAAUUAAAUUUCUUCAAUAAAAUAAUUCAAAAUGUCAACAAACAAUUCUAUGUCCGAUGAAAAUACAACAAUUUCACGAUCACCACAAAAACGCAAAGAAAUUCUGAGGAAAAUAAUAACUAGAGCUCAAUCUUUACAAGAAUCAAUUAAUGAUGAAACUAUAAAAACUCUGGAAUUAUGCAUGGAAGAAACAGACAAUAUAAAUUCUGAAACAAGUAUAGAAGAAAAGGUGCAUAAUCAAGAAGAAGUAUUAAUGGAUUCAGAAAUGAUGCACAUAUCUUCUAAUGUUUUAAAACAUUGUACAAGAUCCUUAACAAAAGUUGUAUGCUCAUAUAAUUAUAUAGAAUUUGCUAAAAAAAUAGUACAAUAUGUAAAACAACUUCCAGAUGUUGAACCAGAAACACCAGAUUGGUCACUUCUGGAAUCACGAGUUAUAAAAUGCUUUAAAAGAACACCUCAAUAUAGUACAUUGCUAGGUACUUUAACACCAUUAGAAAAAAAGGAAAUUAAUAAAAAAAAGCCUGCAGUAAAAGAAGCUCAAGCACAGAUUAAAAGACCAGAUAAUGUUGUAACAAUUGAAAAGGAAGAAGAAGGACCAGAAGAAACUGUAAAAAUGAAAGAGUUUAUCUCUAAAUAUUAUAAAAUUUAUCGCAAACCGCUUGAUUUUUUCAAAUUAAUUUUACAUCCUAAUGAUUUUGGAAAAACAAUUCAAAAUAUUUUACAAAUAUCUUUUCUUGUUAGAGAUGGAAAGAUAAAAAUAACAAAAGGUACAAUGUUAGUUUUUGCAAUUAUUAAAACCUAUAUAUACUUCUAUUUAUUAAAUAUUAUUUUCUUGAUAGAUGCAUCUGGAAUACUAGUUGUUCAACCUUGUACUAAAGACAUGACAGCUCAAAUGAAGACAGGAAAUAUCGAAAAUAUUCAAAAUGUAAUGUAUUUAAAUAUGGAACAGUGGAAGGUAAUGUUGCUAUUUCAAAUUAGUUUUUUAAAUUAUGUAUUUUUUUCUUUUUAAAAUUCAUUUUAUAUUUUAGAUCCUGAAAAAUAUUUAUCAAUUGGAAAAUCCAUUAAUUGAAUCUGAAAUAAAAUAAUUUUCUUCUAUAUAAAAUAAUUUCUAUUUUCUUUCUAUCUUAAAUGAAAAAUACCUUGUAAAAACAAAAAAUAUUUGGCCUUUUUUCUCUAUAUUUUUGUAAAAUUUUUAUUAAUUUCUAACAUAUACUAUAAUAUUAAAGUAUAUGUUAUAAAUAAUAACAAUAUCAAUUUGAAAACAUCUGGAACAAAAUUACACAAUUUAUACAAAAUUUAUGAUUAAUUAUGUUCAUGAUGUUUUCGAAAAAUUUAUGUACUUUUUGUGAAAUUUCGAACGGAAAACAAUCUUCUAAUCCACGUACAUUGUUUAAAAAUCCCUAUAUUUUUGGAUAAAGACCAAUAUUUAUAGAAAAAAAGAAACAGGUAUUAUUAGAAGAUCGUUUUAAUUACUUUUUAAUGACAUGAUUAAUGACUGUGAAUUAAUUUAUUGUUUUGCCAACGAUUCUGCUUUCGCUACUACUUCUUCAAUUGGACCGACCAUAUAGAAUGCAACUUCCGGCAAAUGAUCAUAAUCUCCAGCAAGAA